CUGGCCUGGCCUCCCCGCUGAGGGCUGGCUGAGCUCUCAGUCCGGCACCAUGGGGAAGCGGGACAAUAGAGUGGCCUAUAUGAACCCAAUAGCAAUGGCCAGAUCAAGGGGUCCAAUCCAGUCUUCAGGUCCAACGAUCCAAGAUUAUUUGAAUCGACCAAGGCCUACCUGGGAAGAACUGAAAGAACAACUAGAAAAGAAAAAGAAAGGCUCCAAGGCAUUGGCUGAAUUUGAAGAAAAAAUGAAUGAGAACUGGAAGAAAGAACUAGAAAAACACAGGGAGAAAUUGUUAAGCGGAAGUGAGAGCUCAUCCAAAAAAAGACAGAGAAAGAAAAAAGAAAAGAAGAAAUCUGGUAGGUAUUCAUCUUCUUCUUCAUCAAGCUCUGAUUCUUCCAGCAGCUCUUCAGAUUCGGAAGAUGAGGAUAAGAGACAAGGAAAAAGGAAAAAGAAAAAGAAGAGUCGUUCUCAUAAAUCUUCUGAAAGUUCCAUGUCAGAAACUGAAUCAGACAAUAAGGAUAGUUUUAAAAAGAAAAAGAAGUCAAAAGAUGCAACUGAGAAAGAAAAGGACAUUAAAGGGCUCAGCAAAAAAAGAAAGAUGUAUCCAGAAGAUAAACCAUUAUCAUCUGAGUCAGAGUCAGAAUCAGAGUAUACUGAGGAGGUACGAGCAAAAAAGAAGAAAAGCAGUGAAGAACGAGAAAAAACAACAGAAAAAACAAAAAAGAAAAAGAAGCAUAAGAAACACAGUAAGAAGAAGAGAAAGAAGGCUGCUAGUUCAAGUCCUGACUCACCAUAACAUUCAGAAGAAUCAGGAUUUGCUUACAAAGAAAGUGCAAUGUCUAAGGAAAUUUCAACUGUGAAAAUUAUGGCAUAUUUACUAAAAUGCAUGAAUUUUCUUGUUUUUAAAUUAUUCCUGGACUAUCAGUAGCCACUCAGAUGCCACUGUGUGAAGGGCCAUAAUUGUUGCCUGCUGCUUGAACAUCUAUUUUUUUCCCUCUUCCAGUAACUCUGGGAGGUAAUACACUUCAGUCAUACUAGUGGUUUAAGA
Budorcas taxicolor (takin) is the source of this 1045-nucleotide messenger RNA. It is a transcript of the gene FAM133B, whose product is annotated as family with sequence similarity 133 member B. Bases 50 to 793 code for a protein of 247 amino acids. Lineage: Eukaryota; Metazoa; Chordata; Mammalia; Artiodactyla; Bovidae. The transcript has 11 exons. The record is from RefSeq and is a predicted model, not a curated record.